AAAUUAUGAGCCUCCCAACAGCUUAUCCAGAAAUUCACAAUUUAAGUUCAUGAGAGGACAAAGAAUGUUACAUAUGCAGUAUCUGAUUAAAACCUUGGAGAAGCUUUACAAAAAUUUUUCAGUUCCCCCAGAUGUUACUGCAACUACCUCCACACCUGCUUCCUCCGCACGCCCAUCUGCUAUUGAUCUUCCUCCAUCGGGAAUAGUGAAGGGCAUGCACAAAGCAUCCAACCGGUCCAGCCUUAUGGACACAGCUGAUGGUGUCCCUGUAAGUAGCAGAGUCUCCACGAAAAUUCAGCAGCUGCUCAAUACGCUGAAGAGACCCAAACGGCCACCCCUGAAGGAGUUCUUUGUGGAUGAUUUUGAAGAAAUUGUGGAAGUUCCACAGCCAGACCCAAAUCAGCCAAGGCCAGAGGGACGUCAGAUGACACCUGUCAAGGGAGAGCCCCUGGGAGUAGUUUGCAAUUGGCCCCCUGCUUUAGAAGCAGCUCUGCAGCGCUGGGGAACAACACAGUCCAAAUGCCCCUGUUUGACAGCCCUGGACGUUACUGGGAAGCCUGUUUACACCCUGACAUAUGGUAAACUUUGGAGUAGAAGCUUGAAGCUGGCAUAUACGCUACUGAAUAAAUUGGGCACCAAAAAUGAGCCUGUACUGAAACCUGGAGAUAGAGUAGCCCUUGUUUAUCCCAACAAUGACCCUGUCAUGUUCAUGGUGGCAUUUUAUGGCUGUUUGCUGGCAGAAGUCAUCCCAGUGCCGAUAGAGGUACCUCUAACCCGAAAGGAUGCUGGUGGCCAGCAGAUUGGUUUUCUUCUGGGUAGCUGUGGCAUUGUCUUGGCCCUUACCACUGAAGUUUGCCUUAAGGGUCUCCCCAAAACACAGAAUGGAGAAAUUGUACAGUUUAAAGGUUGGCCAAGGCUCAAGUGGGUUGUAACAGAUUCAAAAUAUCUUUCCAAGUCUCCGAAGGACUGGCAGCCCAACAUUUCAAAUGCAGGGACUGAGCCAGCUUAUAUUGAGUACAAGACCAGCAAGGAGGGAAGCGUCAUGGGUGUAACAGUGUCCCGAAUUGCUAUGUUGUCCCACUGCCAAGCUCUGUCUCAGGCGUGCAACUACUCUGAAGGUGAAACCAUAGUGAAUGUCCUGGAUUUCAAGAAGGAUGCAGGGUUGUGGCAUAGCAUGCUAACAAGUGUAAUGAACAAACUGCAUACCAUCAGCGUGCCGUAUUCAGUGAUGAAGACUUGUCCUCUUUCUUGGGUACAAAGGGUUCACACUCAUAAAGCUAAGGUAGCCUUGGUGAAAUGUCGAGAUUUACACUGGGCCAUGAUGGCUCACCGGGACCAAAGAGAUGUCAGCUUAAGUUCCCUGCGGAUGCUGAUUGUGACUGAUGGUGCUAACCCCUGGUCUGUGUCCUCCUGUGAUGCUUUCCUGAGUUUAUUCCAGAGCCAUGGGCUAAAGCCAGAGGCAAUAUGUCCCUGUGCUACAUCUGCUGAAGCAAUGACUGUGGCCAUUCGGAGGCCUGGUGUUCCUGGGGCACCCUUGCCUGGAAGGGCUAUCUUAUCAAUGAAUGGACUCAGUUAUGGUGUCAUCCGUGUGAACACAGAAGAUAAGAAUUCUGCUCUCACUGUACAGGAUGUUGGUCAUGUGAUGCCAGGUGGCAUGAUGUGUAUAGCGAAGCCUGAUAGCCCUCAGCUCUGCAAGACAGAUGAAAUUGGUGAAAUUUGUGUUAGCUCCAAAGCUGGAGGGAUGAUGUAUUAUGGGCUAACUGGAGUAACUAAAAACACAUUUGAGGUCAUCCCUGUGAAUUCAGCUGGCUGCCCUGUGGGUGACGUCCCGUUUGUGCGUUCUGGCUUGAUGGGAUUUGUUGGACCUGGUAGCCUGGUGUUUGUGGUUGGAAAAAUAGAUGGGAUGCUCAUUGUUAGUGGGCGCAGGCAUAAUGCUGAUGACAUUGUGGCCACUGGACUAGCAGUAGAAUCUAUAAAGACAGUUUACAGAGGAAGGAUUGCCGUGUUCUCUGUGACAGUUUUCUAUGAUGAGAGGAUUGUGGUGGUGGCUGAGCAGCGACCAGAUGCAUCUGAGGAAGACAGUUUCCAGUGGAUGAGCCGAGUGCUACAGGCAAUUGACAGCAUUCACCAAGUGGGAGUAUAUUGCCUCGCUCUUGUUCCAGCCAACACUUUGCCAAAAACUCCUCUGGGAGGGAUCCAUAUAUCACAGACCAAACAGCACUUCCUGGAGGGGUCACUGCACCCAUGUAACAUUCUCAUGUGCCCACACACAUGUGUAACCAAUCUGCCAAAACCCAGGCAGAAACAACCAGGUGUCGGCCCUGCCUCUGUGAUGGUGGGAAAUCUGGUUGCAGGAAAGCGCAUUGCACAGGCUUCUGGGAGGGACCUUGGACAGAUAGAAGAGAAUGACCUGGUGAGAAAACAUCAGUUCCUGUCUGAGGUGCUCCAGUGGAGAGCACAAGCAACUCCUGAGCACAUGCUUUUCCUCCUGCUCAAUGCCAAGGGGGCCCCAGUUUGUACAGCCACCUGCCUACAGCUGCACAAGCGAGCUGAGCGAAUCGCAUCGAUUCUGUAUGAAAAGGGACACCUCAAUGUUGGUGAUAAUGUGGUGCUGCUCUAUCCACCUGGCAUUGAACUCAUUGCAGCAUUUUAUGGCUGCCUGUAUGCUGGCUGCAUCCCUGUGACUGUCCGGCCUCCACACGCUCAGAACCUCACUGCCACUUUGCCCACUGUGCGGAUGAUUGUAGAUGUCAGCAAAGCUGCCUGUAUUCUCACAAGCCAAAUCUUGAUGAGGCUACUGAGAUCCAGAGAGGCAGCAACUGCUGUUGAUGUGAAAACCUGGCCAACCAUCAUUGACACAGAUGACUUGCCCAGGAAGCGCCUACCUCAGGUCUAUAAACCACCAACGCCAGAAAUGUUGGCAUAUCUGGAUUUUAGUGUUUCCACAACAGGGAUGCUUACAGGAGUAAAGAUGUCCCAUGCAGCAGUCAGUGCCCUCUGUAGAGCCAUAAAACUCCAGUGUGAAUUGUACUCCACACGGCAGAUCGCCAUCUGCCUUGAUCCUUAUUGUGGUCUUGGCUUUGCACUUUGGUGCCUUUGCAGUGUGUAUUCUGGCCACCAGUCCAUUUUAAUUCCUCCUAUGGAGUUGGAAUCCAACCUUUUUCUCUGGCUCUCCACUGUAAGCCAAUAUAAAAUACGGGACACUUUCUGUUCCUACUCUGUCAUGGAUAUGUGUACCAAGGGCCUUGGGAACCAGGUUGAUGUAUUAAAGGCAAGAGGCAUUCACCUGUCAGGUGUCCGGACCUGCGUAGUGGUGGCCGAGGAGCGCCCCCGCGUUGCUCUCACUCAAUCUUUUUCCAAGCUGUUCAAAGACAUUGGCCUGUCAUCUCGUGCUGUCAGCACUACCUUCGGGUCAAGAGUCAACGUAGCUAUCUGUUUACAGGGAACCUCAGGGCCUGAUCCCACUACAGUAUAUGUGGAUCUGAAAUCCUUACGGCAUGACAGAGUACGACUAGUAGAAAGAGGUGCUCCCCAGAGUCUGUUGCUUUCUGAAUCAGGGAAGAUAUUGCCUGGGGUUAAAGUGAUUAUUGUUAAUCCUGAGACCAAAGGACCUGUUGGAGAUUCUCACCUUGGAGAGAUCUGGGUGAACAGUCCUCACACUGCCAGUGGUUACUACACUAUCUAUGAUAAUGAAACACUCCAAGCAGAUCAUUUCAAUACCCGUCUGAGCUUUGGUGAUGCUGCUCAAACUUUAUGGGCACGAACAGGGUACCUUGGCUUUGUGCGCCGAACAGAACUCACAGCAGCCAGUGGAGAACGCCAUGAUGCGCUGUAUGUCGUAGGGGCACUAGAUGAGACUCUUGAACUCCGGGGGUUGCGUUAUCAUCCAAUUGACAUAGAGACUUCAGUUUCUCGGACGCACAGGAGCAUUGCUGAAUGUGCUGUAUUCACAUGGACCAACUUACUUGUGGUGGUUGUGGAGCUCUGUGGCUGUGAGCAGGAGGCCCUCGAUUUAGUCCCCUUGGUUACUAACGUGGUUCUAGAAGAACAUUAUCUGAUUGUGGGAGUUGUGGUGGUGGUCGAUCCAGGAGUGAUUCCAAUCAAUUCCAGAGGAGAGAAGCAGCGCAUGCACCUCCGUGACAGCUUUUUGGCUGACCAGCUAGAUCCCAUCUAUGUAGCGUACAACAUGUAAUUUUGGAAGUGCAGGUCACUGUACAGUUUACAAAUCUUGCAAGGACCAGUGAAGGCUGUUGAAACGUAAAGAAUCUGGCAGAUAGUGAAGUUGGACCAAGCAGUCUUAUUCCUCUCCUUUCAUUUCCCUCUGUUACUGAAUUGACAACAAGAUGUACUGCUCAAAAGGCAAAAAGAUGGCAGCCAGUGAAGAAGUUUUAUAUUGCAGGAUAUUAGCUUUAUGGACAUGGAAAGUUGACCUGCAUGAGAAAACAGCAAAUUACUAAGGCCUUUAUUGUAGUGUUAAUUUUUUCAUCUGUUGUAUAUAUUUGUAUUUUUUCUAAUACUGUUUUAGGAUUCUAUGUGGGGCAGGUUUAUUUAGUUAAGAUAUCACUCCAUAACACCAAGGUCAUCUGAGUACUUCUCAUCCCUCCCUCUUUCCCACCUCCUUGUAAACAGUGUGGUUUACAACAUGUUAGCUUAAUUAUGUAGUAUUCUAUUAAUAUGGGAUCACAGUGAUUACUUAAAAUUGUGCCAUGACCAAAUCCAAUAAUCCACUGAACCGAAGAGAAUUGCUUAUUCAUAUAGAUAUUUCUUGAAUUUAAAAAAAAGGAUUUGCCUAUAUUUUAAAUAUGUAAAUAUUAACAUGCAUAAUUCAUUUAUUUAGAAAACUGGCUUGAAUAAUGACGUAUGAGGUAGAUAUCAUUUUAAGGAUUUUAACAAAGUCCUUAAAAUCAGUUGUGUGUGUUAGACAAUUAAUGCAAGAAAUGCAGAUAGGUUAUCUGUUCAGUUUUUACUUUUUUGCUCCUGGCCAGAGUAUGUCCUAGCAUGUAGAAACUGAUGUUUUAGAGGCACAUGUCUUUAAAAGGGGCUGAAGUCCAUACGCUUUAAAAGCAUUUUGAAAACAAGAAAAAAAUCUGCUACUCUGGAAUGUUUAAUAUAAUCUGUACAGCCUCUGCAUAUUCUUAUCAUGAAAUGGUGUAUAAGCAGGUCAUCAGUAAACAGAACCACUGAAUUCAUGGUCUACAUCAUGAUUCUUUUCCUCCUUUGUGCACAGUAACAGAUGCAAAGCCAGAGCAGCUUUUAUUUAAACUGGAAAAACAAAAGUCCUGCCAUUGAUGCCCUUGCUGCUUUCUGGGUAGGACUUAUGACUGCAAAGCUUGAGCUUUGGCAGAAUGUCUUAGAAGCAGUGGCAAUGCAAUCCUGUUGAAAGAGUAGGGAAAUACCUCUGCAGAUGUGAUUGUCCCGUUGAAAGUGGCUGAUUUGUUUCCAGCCUUCAAAGAAUUGAUGACAGUAGAUGCCUUAAAGUGUGCUGGAACAACCGUUAUCUGGGAAUGAUUCGCAGCUGCCACUCCCUGCCCGCCUCCACUGAGCUGGGAAAAGAAGCAGGAUUUCAUCUUGUUUAGUUAAAUCACUUUUUUGAUUGCACCCUUAGAGUCUUCUUCUGCAUGUCCCUUUUUGUUGUUUGUCAAAAGAACACUGAAAGUGGAUGCCAGAAAUGGUAACAACUCUACUUGGGCCAUUUGUGGUCUAUUUUGUAAAUAGUUAGAAUAUUUUAAUAUCUGUUUACCCACCCUGUAACAAAGCUAAUGUUUUUAGACAUUUUUAAGAGAUAUAAAUAUAAACUUGGAUUAAAUCCUCAACUACAGCAGCUAUAUUAAGUGCAACUCUGACAAAAUAUCCCUGAAAACAAACUCCAAAUGUAUACUUGAAAACUUUUCUCUACAAACUUUCAGACUUUUUUUAAUGGCCUGAUGUAUCAAUAUUUAGACAGAGCUUUUAAAUAUAUUAACAAAAUAUUUGCAAUUAUCUUCUUUGGUCAUACAUAUGGGUGAUGGUCAUACAUAUGGUGACGGGGUAUAUCGUGAAAUGAAGAAUUAUGACAGAACUAUAAAACAGGGUGGAGAGCUUACCAUUGCUUGAGACUGCUGAAAUAUUUACUGCUGGUUUUUGGCAAAGAUGGUUUAAAUAGUUUGCAUUAUCAGUAUUUCUACAACGUGGUGCUGCUACAUAAAAGAAAAGCCCUUCAUGCUGAUGUAGUUUUAAUUUGCAGAGGUUUGGAAAACACACACAACACACAUAGAUGCAAAGCAGUUGCAGGCAUACAGCAUGCAUAUAUAGAUGGGCUUCGGCAUAUAAAUGUCUGCUGUACUCCAGCCCUUAUUUAUUUAACUACGAUCUUGGCUUAUUAGGAGGUCCCUCUCUCCUUCCCGCUCUCUCUGUCUCUCUUUUUCAAAACAAACCACUUUUUUAAUGUCCUUCCACUGAACACAAUAGUAGCAUGUUCCUCUGCCGACAACUGUGCUGGUGUUUUCUACAUCAAUGUGAUAUCUUCUCCACUCCAUACCUUCGUAACACAAUUUCUCCACACAUGUAAUAUGAUAGAAAUGUUGUGUGCAGUACAGAGAAACUUGCUAAAGUGACAUAUUAGAAUUUUCAGUUCGGAAUACUGAUAUUAUAUACUGUAAAUGGGGGGAAAUAAAUAUUUCCAGUCUCUACAUAUAGCUUUCCCCCUUAAUCUAAUUAUUAAGCAUUUGAUUUCUUUUCUAGUUUAAUGUGUGAUUUUAAUGCAGAGUGUUAUCCUUCCCAAAGUCUCAUAAUUAAUACUCCAGGGAUUUCAGUUCUACUUUUUUGUUUGGGACUUCUUCAGUGCUGCAUAAUUGUUUGCCUUCAGGUAACUUAUACAAAAUGGCUGAGAUUCCAAAGGAAUGACUGUGGAAUCAGUGUCACUUGUACCUGGGCUCUGACACUGAUUUGCUAUGUGUGGCUUUGGGUAUGUUGUUCCAUGUUAUCCAUCAGUACAUGAGAUAUUGCAACUUAUAAUUGGAGUUCUACAUGAUCUUUGCAGGUUUGCUCAAGUACCCUUUCUGGGCCACAUUGCCACCUGUGUAGUUAGUGAUGGUGCUGGUGGUUUUGAGUGAUCAAAACAGCCAGAGACAAUGUUACCAGAGAAUCUUUUUGAUUUUAUUUGCUAUGUUAGUGCAAGUGGAUCCAGUGUACUUUCUCUGAAUGGGAAUGCUCCCUUGUUCAUUGAAGGGAUUCAGCUCCAGUGGAAGCGCCUGCUGAACAAGGAGAAUUUGAGAUGAUUCUCCUUCAUCCUUCAGUUUCCAAGUCAUUUUUCACACAUUCUGGAGAGUCUCCAAACCCUUUGAAAUAGCCUUUUAGAGGGCUGCAAAGGAGAAGGGGAAUUUGCAGAAAUGGUCGCUCCUUUUUCCUCUUGUGCAAGGCUGUGGAACCUGUGGCCCUCCAGAUGUCGCUGGAUUCUAGCUCCCAUUCGGUCAGCAAUAGCCAGUGAUGAGAACAGGAAUCCAGCAACAUCUGGUCAGGGACAUAAGUUCCCUGCUUGUGCACUUGUAGGAGCAUCCUGUGAAUGGAGUUUCAUUCAUAGGUACUGUGGAUCCAUGGCACUGGGUUCUUGGCAGUAUCCAUUGUUAUGAAGCAGUUUGGAAAAGCUGUUAUGCUCAGAAUCAGUUUACUGCUAUAAACAUUCAACCUUACAAAGAAACCUUCUUUCAUAUCUUACUUUCAAAGGGUUCAUCCUCUUGUUAAGUAUGUUAAUGUAACUAUUUCAGCAACCCUGUUCAUUUACACUGAUUUUCUCCUUUUGGUUCACUGUGUAGUCAUGGAUGAUGGGCCAUGCUCAAAUAUGCUGGAGACUGGAUUGUAUAAAAGCCAAUAUUCGUUGUCUUCAGCCCUGAAGUAAUUUUUUUCUUUGUUGAUGUCAAUACGUUUACCAUUGUCAGAUUCAGAUUACAACAAUGUAAUUAUGUAUAAAGUUUUUUUUUAUUUAUUUGAAAUUAGGUUUUAGAUAUACUUUUUAAAAAAUUUAACAUCUGGCUGGACAGUGUUCCAUUAACGCAUUGAUUGUGUCUCCUUUGUCUUGUGUUUAAUAAAUAAUGAUGCCUGACCGUU
Sceloporus undulatus (fence lizard) is the source of this 8082-nucleotide messenger RNA. RefSeq names its product disco interacting protein 2 homolog B (gene DIP2B). NCBI's taxonomy places the organism in Eukaryota, Metazoa, Chordata, Lepidosauria, Squamata, Phrynosomatidae. The record is from RefSeq and is a predicted model, not a curated record. Bases 50 to 4192 code for a protein of 1380 amino acids. The transcript is spliced from 34 exons.